This is a messenger RNA of Parasteatoda tepidariorum (common house spider), 2615 nucleotides long. RefSeq names its product solute carrier family 53 member 1. Gene Ontology annotation, biological process: cellular response to phosphate starvation; phosphate ion transport. Gene Ontology annotation, cellular component: Golgi apparatus; cytoplasm; plasma membrane. NCBI's taxonomy places the organism in Eukaryota, Metazoa, Arthropoda, Arachnida, Araneae, Theridiidae. Gene Ontology annotation, molecular function: inositol hexakisphosphate binding; phosphate transmembrane transporter activity. The record is from RefSeq and is a predicted model, not a curated record.
GUUCUCGGUGGUUANUCUGGAGUAGAACGUGCUCCAUCACCUGAAGUGGUAGAUGAAAGUGAUAUUGCCAGAUAUUAUGCAAAUUUUGAUGAAGAUUUCUUUCAUCAUUGUGAAAAAGAGCUUAGAAAAAUCAAUACCUUCUUUUCUGAAAAAAUUGCUGAAGCAACUCGCAAGUCUGGGAACCUCAAAAGUGAGCUGCACAAUGCUACACAUAGCGAUGAGGUUGUUGCCACUGGAACUGGUAAAAGAUUUGCUGUGAAAAAGGCGUUGAAAAGAAAUGUGCAAUAUCGGAAAAUGCAUGAGUUACGGCUGGCAUUUAGUGAAUUUUACCUUAGCUUAAUUUUAUUACAGAACUAUCAAAAUUUAAAUUUUACUGGCUUUAGAAAAAUAUUAAAGAAGCAUGAUAAGUUGUUAGGAACCGGCAGUGGAGCCAAUUGGCGGCAACAAUGGGUUGAUAUUGCUCCUUUUUAUGUCAAUAAAGAUAUUGAUAAAUUGAUACAUGACACAGAGAAUAUAGUUACCAGGCAUUUAGAGGGUGGUGAUCGCCAAAAAGCUAUGAAACGUCUCAGAGUUCCUCCUUUAAAUGAUCAGCAAUCUCCUUGGGUGACAUUUAAAGUUGGACUUUUCUCUGGUGCCUUUGUUAUUCUUGUAUGUGCUGUCAUUAUCUCAGCCGUGUUCACUCAUACUCCUGACAAUUGGCGCAUUGCUGUCCGACUUUACCGAGGCAGCCUCCUAAUCAUUUUGUUUAUGUUCCUCAUUGGAAUAAAUGUGUAUGGCUGGCGUACUUCAGGUGUCAAUCAUGUGUUAAUAUUCGAAUUAGAUCCUAGAAAUCAUCUCUCCGAGCAGCAUUUAAUGGAAAUAGCUGCUAUUUCAAGUGUCAUGUGGGCCUUGAGUGUGCUAGCAUUCCUAUUCAGUGAAGCAUUAUCAAUACCUGCAUAUGCCAAUCCUUUAUUAUUAGUUGUAGUUCUAUUGGCAUUUUUGUUUAAUCCAACCAGAACUCUUCGUCAUCAUGCAAGAUUUUGGUUGCUGAGAGUGCUGGGGCGAAUCGUAGCUGCUCCUUUUUUUCAUGUGGGAUUUGCAGAUUUCUGGCUGGCAGACCAACUGAACAGUCUUGUUCCUGUAUUAGUAGAUUUCCAGUAUUUUGUAUGUUUUUAUGUCACAAGUGUGAACUGGGAAGUAAAUACAGAUUCCAAUAAAUGUGUGGAUGAUGUUGGAUUAAUAUCAAGGCCUAUUGUAGCUUGCUUACCAGCAUGGUUUCGUUUUGCACAAUGCCUCCGCCGUUACAGAGAUACCAGAGAAGCUUUUCCUCACCUCGUAAAUGCUGGAAAAUACUCUACUACAUUUUUUAAUGUUGCAUUUUCGUCUCUAUAUGUACUUACAAAGGAUGACUAUGGCUCCACAUGGGAAAAUCCUUUCUUCUACCUCUGGAUUGUAUUUGGUUUCAUUAGUUCCAUUUAUACAUACAUAUGGGACAUUAAAAUGGAUUGGGGAUUGUUUGAUUCUAAUACUGGAGAAAAUCCUUUUUUAAGAGAAGAAAUAGUUUACUCAUCUCCAAACUACUAUUAUUUUGCUGUCAUAGAAGACUUAAUUUUGAGAUUUGGUUGGACAUUAUCUGUUUCUUUGACUGAGAUGGGUCUCAUACAUGUUGAUAUCAUGUCAACUGUACUAGCACCUUUAGAAGUGUUCAGGAGAUUUGUAUGGAACUUUUUCCGUCUGGAAAAUGAGCACCUCAAUAACUGUGGUAAAUUUCGAGCAGUGCGUGACAUAUCUGUCGCGCCCCUCGAUUCGAGUGACCAAACUUUGUUGAUUUGCAUGAUGGAUGAACCAGAUGGUGUCAUUAACAGAAGGAAAAAGGAGAGGAAGUAUCCAAACCGAAGGAAAAAGUCGGACACUAGAGUAUUAAUAGACGAGAUUGAAACCGAUGAUCCAGAUAUGUAAAUACUUCCUACGGAUGAAUGCAAUUAUUUUUUCAUGUAUGCAAGAAUGCUUUCAUUUCUGUGCAAGAAGAAAUGCAGCUUGUAUCCAAAGAUAUAUUUUAUACUUUUGGUCACUAGGUAGUUUUCAGUUCUGCAGCACAUAUAGGUAAAUUAGUGGAAUAGGUAGUCUUUAUUCAAUGGUAUUAAAAUUGAAAUGUACUACACAGGUUAUUUCUAAAAAUAUUUGUAUACUCAUCAGACUUAUUAAUCAAGGUCCAUGUAAUUUUAGUAGGUGAUAUUUCACCAAUCAAAUUUUAUAUUAUAUUUUCUGUCACAUUAUUAUUGUUUCAGUAUUAAAUUUUUUUUUGCAACAAAUAUUUUUGUGCCUUUUGAACAAUGCAGAUAAAAGAGUUAACAUUUCUGUUUUAACAGUUUGGUCUUAAAUUUUGAAGGAAGUUGUGUAGUAUGUAUUGUUUUGUUUGUCAUUUUUUUUUACCAGGGUGAUAUUUAAGUUUCGUUUGGGGUUAAUAAUUAAAGGCCAGGCUGCCACUGAAAAUGUGUUUGUUCAUAGAAAUAUAUAUCAUCAAUUUUAUUAUUCUAUAUACGGAAUUGACUGAGUAGCUAUAGGUUACUGUAUAAGAAUUUCAUAAUUAUGCCAAAGUUUUUUCAAAGUCAUUAAAAGUUAAUAGAAAUCUAUUU